Molecule: messenger RNA, 2802 nt
Organism: Trichomonas vaginalis G3
Lineage: Eukaryota; Parabasalia; Trichomonadida; Trichomonadidae
Product: armadillo (ARM) repeat-containing protein family
Exons: 1
Coding region: 1-2802 (933 amino acids)
Source: RefSeq, a predicted model, not a curated record
AUGGAUCUUUCUGUUUUAGUUAGAUGCCUUAAGGGCGAUUCCUCAGCUCAAGAGACAGUUAACGAAAUUAUUGAGAAUCCAGAAUAUUUGCAACCUCUUCUUGAUUCAUUAUCAGACCCACAAGUUCAAUCAAAUCAUGAUGCUUUUUGGGCAGCAGCAACAGCAUUAAAAGAGUUAUUUAGACGUUGCUUCUACAAUAAUAAGGAACAAGACAUAUCUCAUGAAUUCCUUCAAUCACUUAUUUCACCAUUAUUACAAAUAAUUUCUUCCAAACCCGAUCAAACAUCCGAGCUUGUCGAAAUAAUAAGAUUAUGCACUAAUCUUGGAGCAAAAGAUACAUGUGAUUGGCUCUUAGAAACAAUUUCUCCAUAUCUUAAUCCAAAUUCAAGCGAUAAUCUUCUUACAAAUCUCUUAAUCAUUUGCAAUUCAAUCGCUCAGAAAUAUUAUGCCACUAGAGAUAUCAAUUCCAAUGAAAAAAUUGAAAUUUUUGAUAGUUGGAUGCAAAUUUACGCUCCAUUAUCACUUCAUAUAGUCGAAAAACAGAAGACAUCCAUCAACAAUCAGCUUAUUGAUAUUGACAUGCAGUUAAUGAGAAAUGUUUUAAUAAAAUGCGUUGCUUCUCUUGAUAUGGAAGAGCUAAUGCAAUUUUUCAUCUCAUCAAUCAACUUACUAUUAGUUGAUCAAAAUACUGAAGCUGUCAUCAAGAUGAAAAGUUCAAUUAUAAAAUUAUUUAACAAAAUUGUCAACGAUUUUUCAAACAGCGCCAAGUAUCCAAGCUUUUCAAGCAAAUUUAAUGACGAAAUCAUACCAAUUCUUGUACAAAAUGUAAGUUCAAACUUUAAUUAUUUUAUUCAAAACAGAAAUCAGCUGAAUGAUAAAUUCCUUUGCCAAUUACUCAACAUUGUUACUCAACUACAUGGCAUUACAGGUGCUUUCGAGACAGAAGACUUCAUUGCAAACGUUUUAAUUCCAGCAACAAUUUUAUCCAACGACCAAAUCGUCGAAUACUUCAUGAAUCCCGUAGAAUACAUCGAGUUCAAUCUCGCCCAAGUUGUUAAACGCGAAACAGUUCGUGGUGCCGUAUGUCUUUGCUUAAGGAGCUUCGACAAGUUCGAUUUCACGGCGGUUUUGCCAGGCGAUGAAAUUGAGAACAUUUACGAGAAAGAAGCAAGAUUCUUCAUAUAUUGCAAUGCGCCAAGGAAGGGCAAGAUAAAGAGAGCCCUCAGCAACUCAAUACAUGAUUAUUUCUUGUCACUUCCUCUACAAGAUGCUGCAACCUUCGAAUCUGCACCAAUUUUAUCAAAUCUGGAAGCGAAUAUCGAUCAGGUAAGAGAAGAAUUUGGCGUUCUGCUACUCAUUCCUACUCUAAUGAUGAUAUUUAUGAAGGCAGAUUUGAAAUCAAAUUCCCUCAAGUCAGAAGCCUGGGAAUUACUAAACGUUGUUUCUCAGGAUAACUAUGUCUUCCAGUUUGCAUGCAUUUCUUUACUCAAAUUCUCAAUCGAAAUUUCAUUCGAUGUUGGAGAGAUUCCAGUUAACGAACUUAUCGAGAAACUACUAGCCAUGAUGAAUUCCCCACAGAAGUUCUCCAUUACGCCCGAUUUUCUUAAAUUUAUUUUGGAAAAUUUCGAAGAGGCCAAACAAUUCUCAAAUCAGCUCUUACACCCACUUGUCAUGCAGUGGAUGGAGCUCUUCGACGAGCUGAUCACCGCAGAUGAAGAAAUGAUGAACGAUGAUCUUCCAGAAAACUUCAUGAACACGAUUGAAGACAUCAAGACCAUUCUACUCGGCAUUUCAGAGGACAGCCUUGUCGAAGCAUCCCAGCUCAUGAUGGAAACAGCCAUAGAAGCCAUGAAAAUCAAUGUUUCGCAAGGAUCAGAAAUUCUGAGCUGUAUCGUCACUUUGUCAAACCGCAUGAAACAUCUUUCUAGCGAUUACGUGAAGUUUAUUCCUGUUCUGGACUCCGCUCUCAACGCUUUUCUCGAGAACCAAGAGGAAGUCCAAUUAAUCCACAUCUCGUCAAUUCUGAUAAAUUGUAUCACAAAAAUUGACGAAUUCAAAACUGACGACAGUUUGACUCAAAUGGUCAUUGACAUGGUUAGCAAAGUUACUAAUCCAGAGAACAGCGAAAUGAUCUUCCCCAACGAUGUUGGCUCUUUCUUUGUUCUCAUGUCUGCUUUGAUUUUUGUUCGUCCUGAGUUCACUUCUGACAUUUUGAAUUUAGUCAACAAUUACUUACUAGGAAACAACGAACUUGAUACAUCACUUAUCCAUUUAAGUGCUGCUGCAUUUGUUUAUGCAACAGCUAUGAUGAAUAAUCAAGAAAUUGCUGUUCCACAAGAAAUUGUUGAUUUUUACCUCCAAAACACAGUCAUUGAAACUGACAAUGGAUUGGAGGCACAUCCAAACGCUCCUCCAGGAAUAAGGAACGCAAAGAUAUGGUUGCUCUGCCUGCUUUACGUAUCAAGGUAUUCAAACGAAGCAAGAGAGCCAACAGUUGUUUAUUCACAACACGUUGCAAAAAUGAUACAAAAUGCAAAAGAAAAAGAAGAGAAAUUGCUUCAAAGAAAGAAAGUUUUGGCUCAAGUUGAUGAGUUGGAUGCAGAAGAAGAGGAUUUCUUUGAAGAAGAAGAAGAUGUAGGAGAUAAAGAAGGAGUUGAUGAAGAGUUUGUUGACGAAGGAGUUGUUUUGCCUUGCGAAAGCGUAAAUCCAAUGUCUCUUUUCUUGCAGAUAUUUGGUAAUAGCGAAUUGGCACAGUUUGUACCUGAACAGUUGUUUGAACUAGCAAAAUCUUUGUCUCAAUAA